This is a messenger RNA of Dipodomys ordii (Ord's kangaroo rat), 942 nucleotides long. RefSeq names its product olfactory receptor 10AG1-like. Gene Ontology annotation, cellular component: membrane. Gene Ontology annotation, molecular function: G protein-coupled receptor activity; olfactory receptor activity. The record is from RefSeq and is a predicted model, not a curated record. Gene Ontology annotation, biological process: G protein-coupled receptor signaling pathway. Bases 1 to 942 code for a protein of 313 amino acids. Lineage: Eukaryota; Metazoa; Chordata; Mammalia; Rodentia; Heteromyidae. The transcript has a single exon.
AUGAAAGAUGGAGAGAGAAGAGCAGAAGGCAAUGAUUCCAUAGUGAAAGAAUUUGUCCUGCUGGGAUUCUCUGACCUUCCAAACUUCCAAGGGUUCCUAUCUGGGGUGUUUUCCAUUAUUUAUAUAAUUAUCCUUACUGGAAACAGCCUCAUAAUCAUAAUAACCAUGGUUGACCCUACUCUACAGAAACCCAUGUAUUUUUUCCUGGCAAAUUUUUCCUUCCUGGAAAUUGGUUAUGUAUCAGUCACUCUGCCUAGAAUUCUUUUCAGCAUUUGGACUGGGAUUAGGACGGUGUCUCUACCUGUCUGUGCAACUCAGCUGUGCUUCUUCCUGAUCCUUGGGACCAAUGAAAGUUUCCUGCUGGGUGUGAUGUCCUAUGACCGCUAUGUGGCCAUCUGCAACCCUCUCCACUACCCUCUAGUCAUGAACCCAAAGAAGUGCAUUCAGCUGGCAGCCGCAGCCUGGCUCAGUGCAAUGCCAGUCCAGACAGGACUAACAUGGCAUAUAUUCUCUCUGCGUUUCUGUCAUUCCAACCAAAUUGACCACUUCUUCUGUGACAUACCUCCUAUACUCAAGCUGGCCUGUGGGGAUACAUUUAUGUACGAAUUGUCUGUCUACAUAGUAGCAAUUCUCUGUGCUGUGGUCCCUUUCUGGUUGGUCCUUGCUUCUUACAGCAAAAUCAUUUCCACCAUUCUAAGGCUACCUUCUGCCCAAGGACGGGGCAAGGCCUUCUCCACCUGUUCCUCCCACUUACUGGUUGUGGUUUUGUUUUAUGGAUCUGCCAGCAUUACCUACUUCAGGCCCAAAUCCACUUAUUCUGCAGGACUUGACAAACUCUUCUCUCUGUUCUAUACCAUUUUUACUCCUAUGAUGAAUCCAUUGAUAUACAGCCUUAGAAACAAGGAGGUGAUAAUGGCAUUACGGACAUUAAUACUAAAAUAA